AUGACGGAGUUGCUUUUAGCUCAGUCACAUAUUCCUUCCUCUCAAGAGCUUGUUUCUUCUCAAGAUAUCCCCAUGUCUCAAGAACGUACAUACAAUGGAAAGUUGGCAAUUAAAAGAUCUUGCAAGGCGGCUGAAUGGGAGUUUAUUAUAAAAGGUGUUGGUCAAGAUUUUUAUGGAGGACGAGAUGAAGCUCGUCUUGUUGUUGAGAAAUAUAACCAUUUUUUUGGUCGCAGGGUGAGAGUCGUCAAGACCAAUCCAGAACGAUAUACGGUGGAAUGUUAUUACAAGGAGAAAUUGGAAUGCGACUGGAUGUUCCAUGCAUCUCCCAAGACUUCCAAUGUGAAGGGUCACUUAUUCCUCAAGGCCUAUAACGGGGAACAUAAAUGUUGUGUUAGUUAUAGUGAUGGAACAAAGGCUGAACCGGGUACGCGCGAACUUAUCAAGAGUUUGAUAUUUGAGCAGAUUGAACAGAAUCCCAACAAGAAAGCCAGGGAUAUUGUUAGAGAACUCAAAAGUGAUUAUGGGUUGGAAGUGAGCUACGAUCAGGCGCAUGCCGGGAAAGAAUUAUGUUUCAAGGAAUUGUAUGGCGAGGACAUUAAAUCAUACACUGACUUGAGAUGGUGGUGUGAAGCCGUGAAGAAACACGAUCCAGGUAGUAGGGUUGAUUUAGUUGUUGAAGGUGGCGAGUUUAAGAGUUUGUUCUUAGCCUUCGAUGCUUGCAUAUCUGGUUUCGAAUAUUGUCGCCCGGUACUGUUCUUGGAUGCAACUUUCCUAACUGGAAAAUUUAGCGGUUGUCUUAUGGCGGCUACCGGGAAGAAUGUGAAUAAUGGAAUAUUUACUCUGGCAUAUGGUAUCGUAUCAGCUGAAACUGUUGAGAAUUGGCAUUGGUUCUUGAAGAAACUAGAAUCUAUCUUGGGUCCUCGUGUACUAACUUUUAUUUCGGAUCGCCAUGAGGGUUUGAUCCAAGGGAUUCAUGAUGUUUUCCCAACUUUCUAUCAUGCUUGGUGUUACCAGCAUUUGAAGAAUAAUGUCCGCAGUAAGACCAACAAGAAAAGGGGAGAGCAUUGUGCUGCGAUGGGUUUGUUCAAAGAAUGUUUCUAUUCAUCGACUCAUGAAGGCUUUGAUCAGGGUAUGCAAAAGUUGAAGGAUAUGGGAUGUGAUGGUCUUCACAAAUUCUUGAGUGAGAUUCCAGUGGAAUGUUGGUCCAAUGCACAUUGUCUGGGUUGUCGUUACGGCGACAUGUGUUCAAACAUUGCAGAGUCCUUUAACUCUUGGAUCAAGGAAGCAAAAGAUGAGUACAAGGAAGAGGAAGGGGCGACGUAUAAAAGAUUCAUUUGUCCCAGGCUAGAGAAAAAAGUGUUGGCUUCCAUUCGUGCUGGUGUCCAGUGGAGAAUAACCAAGUCUGGUGACAUGGAGUGGGAAGUUUUUGAUGGAAAGCACACACAUGUUGUUAAUAUUACGAAGUUUCAGUGCAGCUGUAGGGUUUGGUUUACUGAGCAGUUCCCUUGUGAUCACGCUAUUGCGUGUAUGCAUUCAAAUAACAUCAAUGUUUACGAGUACAUUAAUCCGUAUUUCAGCAUUGCUAGCUUCCGUGCUUCGUAUGAUCGUCCUAGCAAGCCCAUUCCUGAUUACGACAAGCCUAUUGAUGUUGCUACUGGAGAUCUCGUGAACCCACCAACUGUCGUAGGAAAAAAACAUGGUAGGCCGAAGAAGAAGCGGAUUCCCAACACAGCCUCUUGUUGCACAUUUAAGAUUCAUUUACCUUGA
Papaver somniferum (opium poppy) is the source of this 1767-nucleotide messenger RNA. RefSeq lists its product as uncharacterized. The record is from RefSeq and is a predicted model, not a curated record. Bases 1 to 1767 code for a protein of 588 amino acids. Gene Ontology annotation, molecular function: zinc ion binding. NCBI's taxonomy places the organism in Eukaryota, Viridiplantae, Streptophyta, Magnoliopsida, Ranunculales, Papaveraceae. The transcript is spliced from 4 exons.